This is a messenger RNA of Staurois parvus, 313 nucleotides long. NCBI's taxonomy places the organism in Eukaryota, Metazoa, Chordata, Amphibia, Anura, Ranidae. The record is from the annotation of a GenBank genome assembly.
UGUAGGAAAGUUAUAGAGGUCCAAAGAAUGUCAGAAUAGUACAGAUAUCCCCCAAAUGUCAGGACAGUACAGAUAUCCCCCAAAUGUCAGGACAGUACAGAUAUCCCCCAAAUGUCAGAACAGUACAGAUAUCCCCCAAAUGUCAGGACAGUACAGAUAUCCCACAAAUAUCAGAACAGUACAGAUAUCCCCCAAAUGUCAGGACAGUACAGAUAUCCCCCAAAUGUCAGGACAGUACAGAUAUCCCCAAAAUUUCAGAACAGUACAGAUAUCCACCCAAAUGUCAGAACAGUACAGAUAUCCCCCAAAUGUC